Messenger RNA from Dentiscutata erythropus, 1366 nucleotides. NCBI's taxonomy places the organism in Eukaryota, Fungi, Glomeromycota, Glomeromycetes, Diversisporales, Gigasporaceae. The record is from the annotation of a GenBank genome assembly.
AUGAAUUCGUUUGUGAGUUAUUUUAUUUCACUUAGAUCAAACAGUAAAGUUCAAUUUGCUUUCACAGCCCUUAGCGCGACAAUAGCUACAGCAACCGCGAUAUUUUCGUAUCAAUCAUUUCAAAGGCAAGCGCGUACUCAAGCUCUUAAAAAGGAUCUUUCUUCUUUGCCGCCUUCAGAAAGGUCAAUCCAGCCAAGAAAGCUUAGUGUUGAGGAAUUAAGUGCCGUCACUGACCAGAUUCAAUUUGAUGAAACACUUAUAAAAGAACAAUUGGCUAGAAACAUUGCCUUCCUUGGCGAAAAAGGAGUUGCCAAAUUACGAAAAUCUUUCAUUAUAAUUGUUGGAGCCGGCGGUGUCGGAUCUUGGGCUGCACUAAUGCUGGUUCGUUCUGGAGUUGAACAUAUUAGAAUUAUAGACUUUGACCAAGUAACAUUGAGUAGUUUGAAUAGACAUGCUGUUGCAACACACUCAGAUGUCGGUGUUCCCAAAGUUAUUGCGUUGCAAAAAAAUUUUAGAGAAUUUGCACCAUGGGUAAAGGUUGAGCCAAUUAUUGAACUUUUUACUAAAGAAAGCGCGCCUCAUCUCUUAUCGGGAAAUCCGGAUUUCAUUGUUGACGCAAUUGAUAAUAUUGAUACAAAAAUUGAUCUUCUCAAAUAUUGCCAUGACAAUAAAUUACCGAUUUUGAGUUCGAUGGGAGCUGGUGCUAAAGCCGAUCCAUCACGUGUCCAAAUGAGCGAUAUAGGUCAAACGAUUGAAGAUCCACUUGCAAGAGCUGUUCGGCGCCGCCUUAAAAAGCUUGGUGUUGAAUCAGGGAUCACGGUAGUAUAUUCUACCGAAAAGCCUAAUAUAAAAUUGUUGCCAUUAGAUGAAAGUCGUGUCCAAAGUGCAGGAGAAUAUGCUACAUUACCUGAUUUCCGGUCAAGAAUUUUGCCAGUAUUAGGCACAAUUCCUGCAAUUUUCGGAAUGUCAAUCGCAACUUAUAUUAUCACUAGUGUUUCUGGGCAUCAUGUGGAACCGUUAGCUAAUAAAAAUCGCGAACCAUUAUAUAAUCGAAUGCACCGCGAUUUGCUGAAUAGAGAAAGGAGGAAAUAUGAUGUAACAGCAAUACCUCUAGACGUUCACGAUGUUGGAUAUAUCUUUGAUGAGAUAUUUCGUAGCAAAAGUGUGGUGUCGGGAACAUGGGAGAAACCAACUCUUGUUAGAUGGAAAAACAAUGUCCCUUUAUCACUACAGAAUUGUGUAGUGAUGACUAAAGCGGAAGCAGACGCACACGAAAAUAUUGAUGAUCCUGAAAUAUAUUAUCCACCUGAAGUUAUAAAAUUGGUUCAUACCAGAUUUCAAGAAGAAAAAGAAAUAGCUUUAUUUC